Pseudopipra pipra is the source of this 4678-nucleotide messenger RNA. It is a transcript of the gene WDR82, whose product is annotated as WD repeat domain 82. Gene Ontology annotation, cellular component: Set1C/COMPASS complex. Gene Ontology annotation, molecular function: chromatin binding; protein binding. The transcript is spliced from 9 exons. Bases 310 to 1251 code for a protein of 313 amino acids. The record is from RefSeq and is a predicted model, not a curated record. NCBI's taxonomy places the organism in Eukaryota, Metazoa, Chordata, Aves, Passeriformes, Pipridae.
GUGCCCCGCGCGGCCCCGCCGGAGCCGCAAGAUGGCGGACACAAUGAGGAGGAGCCGCCUCUCCGCGGCCUGAGCGUGCCGCGCCCGCCGCCCCUCACGGCCUCUCGCCGCCCCUCACGGCCCCCCGCCGCUCCCCGCCGUCCCUCACGGCCUCUCGCUGCCUCCCGCCGCCCCUCGUUGCCCCCCUGCCGCCUCUCACCGCCCCGCCGGGCCCAGCCCGGCCCGCGCGCCCCCGCCGCCGCCCCGGCGCCCCGCCCGGCUCUUCCCUGAGCGCCGCCGCCCUCGGCGCGGCGCGGCCCGGCGGCCGGGAUGAAGCUGACGGACAACGUGCUGCGGAGCUUCCGCGUGGCCAAGGUCUUCCGCGAGAACUCGGACAAGAUCAACUGCUUCGACUUCAGCCCCAACGGCGAGACCGUCAUCUCCAGCAGCGACGAUGACUCCAUCGUGCUCUACGACUGCCAGGAGGGCAAACCAAAGAGAACGUUGUACAGUAAGAAGUAUGGAGUGGAUCUCAUCAGGUACACACAUGCUGCCAACACUGUCGUGUACAGCUCCAACAAAAUAGAUGAUACAAUCCGAUACCUCUCCCUGCAUGACAACAAAUACAUUCGGUAUUUCCCAGGGCACACAAAAAGAGUGGUUGCUCUUUCAAUGUCUCCAGUGGAUGAUACUUUUAUUUCUGGAUCCCUCGAUAAAACUAUUCGACUUUGGGAUCUCCGCUCUCCCAACUGCCAGGGCUUAAUGCAUCUCCAGGGGAAGCCUGUGUGUUCUUUUGACCCAGAAGGGUUGAUUUUUGCUGCUGGAGUCAAUUCUGAAAUGGUGAAGCUCUAUGACCUCCGUUCUUUUGACAAGGGGCCAUUUGCCACGUUUAAGAUGCAGUAUGAGCGGACGUGUGAGUGGACAGGCCUGAAGUUCAGCAAUGACGGGAAACUCAUCCUCAUAUCGACCAACGGCGGGUUCAUCCGGCUCAUCGAUGCCUUCAAAGGGGCUGUCCUGCACACGUUUGGGGGUUAUAACAAUAGUAAGGCUGUCACGCUGGAGGCAUCAUUCACACCAGACUCUCAGUUCAUCAUGAUAGGCUCAGAGGAUGGGAAGAUCCAUGUUUGGAAUGGAGAAAGUGGGAUGAAGGUGGCUGUCCUGGAUGGGAAACACACAGGUCCCAUAACCUGUCUGCAGUUCAAUCCAAAAUUCAUGACUUUCGCCAGCGCAUGUUCCAAUAUGGCCUUCUGGUUGCCAACUAUUGACGACUAAUUCCUCCGCUGCAGCUGCUGUUGGAUGACUUCCACACUGUAACAGCAGCACAUCAUUGCAAGCAUAGCAUUGGAAUUGCCUACGUCUCCUAGGCUGUGUUCCUGUUCCUGCAUAUUUUCCAUGUCUUACCUUUGUUUGCAGCAUUCCUUUGUGAGGACUGCUCCACACGUUCAGAAGCAGCAUGCUACAUGUUCUUAACCUUCCAGUCCGUGUCCAGCACGGCUUCAGCCCAAGCUGGAACUGACACAGUAUUAUUUCUAAGGGCGGUGAAGUCUGUUUUAUUUACAAAAUGUUUGUGGGAUUUUUUUAAAGCUGUAAUUGUGUGUUUUCCUGCUGUAAGUGCACAAGGCUAUUGAUGUUCCAAGGUGGAACGUGCAGUUCCUUUCCAUAAGUGCAUGUUUUUAACAUCUGGGAUCUCUCUGGUUUCACUGCAGUCCACAAAUGCAAAUUCUUCUGUGCCAAAUGUGAACACUGACAGUUUUCAACUUCAGCAGCAGAUGCUGAAUUCUCUUGCAGUGGAACACGCAGCAGAAGCGUGGGUGACUGUGAAUGUACCUGAUACAUCUCGUCAUCCUUUUUUGGAGAUUUAGAGUGCAACUGUACAGGUUUUGUCUGCUGCCAGAGGUUGCCAAAGCCUCCCUGCUGUUUGCUGUGCCAGCAUCCCGGAGGCACAGACAGCACUAGUGAGGUCCAGCCAGUGUCCCAAGCAAUAAAGGAGUCUGUCAGCAGGAAGACGGAGAAACCAAACUGAGACUGAAAGCACAGUCUGCCUGUGUAUCUUCCUUAUGUACCAUCUUGGCUGAUCUUACUUGUAAAUAUCGUGGGGUGGGUGGGCAGUGGGAAUGGGCCAUAUUUUUUUACUUUUAGAUAUAAAAGAAUAUGAUGUGGGCCAGUAUUGUGGAGUGUCUAGGCUGUUUACCUUCACUGAUGCAGUUUUUCACCCCAUGGUUUGUAAAUAUGCUCCGUGAAACUCUUCCCACGUCAGGCUUAGACCCGUAUCCCUUUGUUGGUAAAACUGACAUACAGUUAGUCCAUCAUGCAGUUUGUUACAGGUCUGCAGGUCUCUGGUGGUAGCCCCUCAAGAACAAUGCAUCCUUUGUCAGAUGGUGUCUUCAAGAAAUUAAUUUUAAAAAUCUUAGGCAUGAUUGUGCUGACCCUGCUUUGCUGUGGUCUUGCUCCAAGGAAUGUCUCUGCAAAGAGAUGGGAGGAACCUGCUCUCCUACCUCAGAGGAGCUUGUGGGUGAGUGGCACAGAAAGGCUGGCAAGCUGGUCUUAGGUUGGUUCCGGUGUCUUUUUCCUGAAAUGCUGCAAUGGUGGAAUGCAUCCUCAAGCAGUCUGGGACAGGCUUGGCAAAAGUGUGGUGUUCACUGUAUUCUUGCCUUUCCAAACACACUUGGUUUUAUGUGCUGGAUCACAGCUUGGGAAGUCAGUUCUUCUCCUUGCCUGGUCACAUGUGCCACCCUGCUCAUAAAUAUGAAAUGCUGGCAAGGUGGCCAGACAGUAAUGGGUGUGUUCUCUCUGCUCUGGAGUGCUGGUCCGUGCUGUGAACUGUGCUCCAGUGUUUUCCUUAGGUCAGUUGUCCUCACGUUCCCCCGUUACAGCAAAGUUCGUUGUUUCAGCUGUGGGGCCCUGUCUGUCAUUCACAUCAUGUCUUCCUGGAAAAGUAAAUCUGCUUGUGUUUUGCAUUUUCUUGCCUUUUGUCCUUGUCAGUGGAACCAUGCUGUGCUAAGAGCUGGCGAUGGGCACUGAGCAUUUCUGCACUGCUGGUUCUGUUCACAGCAGCGUGUGCAGAGCCUGUGACAGCGGCAGGAGCAGCCCCUCAGGAGGCUCAGAACGUGGGGCUUGGAUCCCUGCUGUGGCUUGUCCCUGCUGAUGCUGCCACAGGAGGCAUUUCUAACCACAGAUCUGUGCUGUGAGUUUGAUGUCUUCUGGCAAACUGAUGGAUGCUUUCCCUCUUGCCACACAGGCCUGCUGCUGGAGGUGCAGACAAGAGGUUCAUGCUGUCCCUCUUCCAAUACUGUCCCUCUGCUGCCUAUAAAUGCAACUGCCCAGUGCAAAGGGAGAUGGUUGUCUCAGGCUUCAGCCACUCCAACUCAGUAGUAAUGCAUUUCAGGCUGCGUGGUGCUGUUUUACCUUUGUUGGUAUUUUGCAGUGGUUUGUAAUAUGCAGCUAUUUGGGGUUUGUAGUGCAUCUUAACAGUUAAACUUCAGCGUUCAGUAGUAAAUGAUCUUGGAGAAUUUUAUCAAGUGUGUUGCCUGAGGAAGUGAACAGAUAGCCUCUGGCCAUAUCCCUUGUUCCUUUUCACAAGGAAGCUUUUGAAAGUCUUUUAUUUUACAAAUGUUCUUUGCUGAGGUGGUUUGAGCACUUGUUUAAAGCCUGUUGUUCAGCUCUCUUCUGCUUGCAAUGUUGUGAAAGAUAGUGAGUGGUGGCAUGAAAUGUUUAAGGAAAAGGGGACCAGAGGAGUGGUUUAGGAGCACUCAGUGGCUUUCUGGAGUGAAGAGAGGGAUGUACAGGCUCGUGGACAACAGCACUAGUGCUCAGUUCAGGAUUACAGCUGAGCCUUCCCAGGACCCAUUUCCACCCACACAGGCAGAGAUGUUUCUGUUGAUGUAGCACCGAGUGUUUUCCAUCUGCCUUUAAAAAUAGGAAAUGUGCCAAGUAUUGUCAAGGAACUUCAGGAUAAUGUGUUUCUAGAUGGUUAGACAGGAAAGGUGAAUAAAGCUUUUAGCUUCCAGCUUCUGUGUGCUUCUCUAGGAGUCUCAGGGCUGCAAUUCCUGUGUCCCUCAGGGCUAUCAGCUAAUGAGAAAUAGACCUCAAGAAAAACAGCCCUUCCAGGUCUAACGGAGUGGCCAACUAAGACAAGCAGGAAACAGCAUUCCCCCUCCCAGUUUGACAUUUAAAAGGUGAAUGCCUCCUUAUUCUUUGGGAUGAAAUAAAGACCUUUCUUCAAAACAAGGGGGAAGUGAGACUCAACAACCCACCUCUGAAUAAGCAGUGGUGGUGGCUGAGCACGUCUGCCUGUGGGAGAUUUCACAUGUAAUCCUCAAAGUCAGUCUUGAGAGAUUUUUAUGAUUUUUAUUGAAGUGCUCAGGUCCUUGGUUAAUGUCCCAACACCUGCUCUGGGGAACACAGGAGUGAUUCAGUGACAAAUUUGGAAACAGCAGCAUAUCUUUUCCAAUGCCUCUUGACUGUAUUAGCACUUUAAGAGACUUCACCUUGGUUUUGGGUCAGGGGCUGGGAACCUGGUGAGCCUUUUGGAAACUUGGUCUCUGUGGUCGUGAGCUGCUAUGGGGAGUUGGACUCCUCAAUGGUAUCUCCCAGAUGAGUGUAAGUACAUAAAGUCAAAUUAUGCUUUGUCACAAAAUACUACAUACAUGGAGAAUUCGGUGUUGUGGCUGUGACCAAUAAAUAUUUUGUAGAGACAUCA